Molecule: messenger RNA, 1368 nt
Organism: Trichosurus vulpecula (common brushtail)
Lineage: Eukaryota; Metazoa; Chordata; Mammalia; Diprotodontia; Phalangeridae
Gene: RBM41
Product: RNA binding motif protein 41
Biological process (GO): mRNA splicing, via spliceosome
Cellular component (GO): U12-type spliceosomal complex
Molecular function (GO): U12 snRNA binding; pre-mRNA intronic binding
Source: RefSeq, a predicted model, not a curated record
AUGCCCUGUCGGGAUCCAGCGCACAGCAGCGGCGUCGGCUCUAGUGGCAACAGCUCUAGUGGCAACAGGAAGAGAAUAAACAUCAGCCUUUCCAGUGGUGACCUUAUUCUGGAGGACUUGGAAACAGAAGGGAGGCAGCUGAGAAGCCUCCUUCACCAUCAGCUUGAUACUUCUAUAUCCGUAGAGGAGUGUGUAUCCAAGAAACAAUCCUUUGCCCCUGCUGCAGUGUAUGAGCCCUUUGGGAAGGAGGCAGCUGGGACUUUGAGCUUGUCCCAGGUUUAAGCACUACAAAAGAGUGAUCAGACAAUCACAUCUCUGAGGGACUUGGGACUUAACCAUAGAGAGAUUGUGCUGUGGAAGAACCGAGCUUCAUCCCACAGGGGUACAGGGCUGGGAGCAGCCCCUGAAGCAACACAGGACCAUCUUCCUGAUGUUGAAGAGAAUGUGGCCUUGCCACAGAGGUUUUCAGGGAGUAAACAACUGAGCCCGGGAGAGAUGGAAAUAGAAAAGGCUUUGUUUCAGGGGAAUGAUCGCCAUUCCUUCCUGAGGGCUCUCUAUUACCAAGGUGAAUCCUAUAAGAGACUAGAGGCUGAGAAGGACCCCAUUAAUAAUCUGGAGACUAUUUACCAAGAGAUGCUGGCCAAACCACAUCCGGAAGAGGCUCAGCUUAUGAGAAGCGAACCCUUUGCUUCCCCCUCACUGGACCCAGAUGCAUUAGUGGACACUAGUAUUACAGCUAAGAACCUGUCAGUACUUCAGGAUCAGGGAAACCAGGUGGCACAGGCUGAGGGGCCUAGCCUCCCUGUGGAAUCUGAGUCUCAGCAAUGUCUUACGGGGUCCAAGAAGGGGACAGAACUAGUGGAGUUUGUCACAGAAGAUGAGAUCAAUAGAAAUCAUCCAUCGGAGGAGAACAUCCAUAAAAUUCCUAUGUUUGCUUCAUACAGUCCUGGAGAGCCGAACAAGGUAUUGUAUUUGAAGAACCUCAGUCCUUGGGUGACUGAGAAGGAACUUGUCUCCUUGUUUGCCUGGUUCCAGGAGAAAAAAGGACCCCCGACUCAAUUCCAAGUAUUGAUUGGCCUCAUGAAGGGCCAGGCCUUCAUCACCUUCCCCAAUAUGUAGAUGGCCCAGCAAGCAUUGCUGCUGCUGAAUGGAUACAACCUACUGGGGAAGACACUGGUGAUAGAGUUUGGGAAGAACAAAACUCAGAUGUUGGGGCUUCAGUCAGCCUUUCCCAUCCCAUGUGCAACAGAUAGCAUGACAGAUAGGAUGGGAACUAAAAGAGAAAUGGACCAGACUCCUUGUGUUCUCACUUGUAUUUGCCACUCACUUCUAGGGUCUCUAUAUAAUGAACCACCUCAUAGGAGAUAG